GUGUCAGAAUGGACAUCAAAUCAGAAUUCUCAAAGAGUCAUCUCCUUGAAGUAGGUUAUGAAUCAAGACCGCAGUCUGCAGAAGAGAAGAAGUGGGGAAAUGCUUGGAACUCAGCUCUUCGUGGCCUCUUGAGAAGCCCAAACUCUGGUUGAGCUGGAGUGUGGACUGCCUGUUUGCUGUUUCACGGGGAAGAGAAAAUAAAGAGGGAUUAAGCUCCGUGACCAUUAGUGCACUGCAGUCAGUAAGAGGAUUGCAUGGUCUUGGAAGCUUCGUUUCAAAGACUCACGAGUAAAGGGCAGAGGGAAUCCAGAAACUUCUCAGACCAGAAGCCCAUAGGUUGGGCUGCCAGAGUUUUGACAGCGACAAUACCUACGAGCUGCCUUCCUAGCAAAGAAUCCCAAGAAACUUACAAUCAUUUAUCUUUCAGCUUUGGGAUCGAAAUUUGCCGGCCCACGUUCUUUGGUCCGCUUCCCCGGUGGGGACAUCGAGACAAGCGGGAGUUCUGAUUUGUGCGAUGUCAGGAUAAAUCAGUGGAGCAGAAAACUCAGGCUACUUGCUGUAUGUUCUCUUCAGAGGAUUGCCCGGCUGGCUGACAGAACAAGAAGUUUGGCCAAACAUGGAUUGCUGCAAGAGAGUUCAGAGGAGCAGCUGGAUUUUCCCCACGACCAUCCUCUGUUUAUUUGGAUUUUUCUCCAUGAUGAGACCAUCCGAGCCAUUUCUCACUCCUUAUUUAACCGGGCCAGAUAAAAAUCUGACCCUCAGUGAGCUUACCAAUCACGUUUUCCCCGUGUGGACAUACUCCUAUCUGCUGCUGCUGCUCCCCGUGUUCGUCCUCACGGAUUACGUGCGCUAUAAGCCCGUCAUCGUUUUGCAGGGAAUCAGCUUCAUAAUCACCUGGCUGCUGCUCCUGUUGGCCCCAGGAGUCCUGGCCAUGCAAGCCGUGGAGUUUUUCUAUGGCGUGGUCACAGCCACAGAAGUGGCCUACUAUUCCUACAUUUAUAGCGUGGUCAGCUCGGACCAUUACCAGAAAGUGACUAGCUACUGUAGAACCGUCACUUUGGUUGCCUACACUACGGGUUCGGUGCUGGGACAGGUGUUGGUCUCCUUAGCGGGCGUCUCUUACUUUUACCUCAACGCCAUAAGCCUGGCCUCUGUAUCUGUGGCAUUUAUUCUUUCGUUGUUUCUACCGAUGCCCAGUAAAAGCAUGUUCUUCCAUCGAAAAUCCACCCCAGAGAUCUGCCAGGAGCUGCCAACGGUCAGCGACCUAGUAUCACGCGGCUCUGAUUCUGGCGGUCAGCCUCCGAGCCUACGGGAUAAAGUCACCUCUGGAUCACCCGCCCAGGACGGGAGUGGGCAAGAAGGGUGUGAGAACGACUCCCGGAGACGGGGCCCUGUGUUGAGAGUGUUUCUACAUUGGUGCCAAGAUAUAAAGGAAUGCUACUGCACGAAGCAUCUUUUUUUCUGGUCUUUGUGGUGGGCAGCAGCCACCGCGGGCUACAAUCAAGUGGUGAAUUACGUGCAGCUUUUGUGGGAUCACAAGGCACCGUCUCAAAACGCCGCCGUCUAUAACGGAGCAGUGGAAGCCAUUGCAACAUUUUGCAGUGCUUUGGCAGCCUUUGCAGUAGGAUAUGUGCAUGUCAACUGGGAUCUUUUGGGAGAGCUGGCCUUGGGAAUCUUCUCCGCAAUAAAUGCCGGUGCCCUAUUUCUCAUGCAUUUCACUAAAAACAUCUGGGAAUGCUAUGCUGGGUACUUGAUUUUCAAGUCAGGUUAUACCCUUCUGAUAACAAUAGCCGUGUUUCAGAUCGCGGUCAAUCUAAGCAUGGAACGCUACGCACUAGUGUUUGGAGUCAACACCUUUGCUGCCUUGGUGAUCCAGACUAUUAUAACGGUGAUUAUAGUUGACCCCAAAGGCCUGGGCCUUGAUAUUAACCUUCAGUUUCUAGUUUACGGCGGCUACUUUGCAGUCGUAGCUGGAAUUUUCUUAGGGAGAAGUAUUUACAUCAUCAUUUCAGCCAAAUGUGGAAAAGAAAGAUCGAUCCCUCUCACAGGCCAGAACUCACACGACCAAAUAUCAGGAGAACCGACAGCGCAAAUCCAAGCCGGCUUCACCGCUUAAUUAACACUAGCCUCCCAGUACCUACCGGGCAGCUCUCCGGGUUCGUCGGACUGAAAACGUACGGUGCUUCGCUCAGUUGUUAUUUCUAAUCUUCUCGGAUGACAAGGCUUAUAUGAUACUUUAACCAAAAUCCAGACGCUCUAGCACAGCUGCUCUAAGGAUCGAACUUGGUUGCCUUCAGAAAAUGGGGGAUUCAUCACUUCCGACUGUUGUUUGGCCUGGCAAGAAUGAUGGAGUUCAGUCAAACCCAGGAUUCUGCCUCUGACCGUGGAAACGGAGGAAUCUCUUAGACUUCCAUCCUCAUGGAAGCCUGACAUCCCUACCUUUCCCUCUAGGAAUCCUGCCUGGACCAUUCAUCUGUUAAACUACAUAACCUGGCCGACACCUGGCAUGGGCUGCACAGCAGCAGAGAAACAACACUGGGUAUCCGUCACCACCCUGCACUCCCCCAAAAUGGAUGGGAUUCCAUCACUGGUAGAAACUUCUUUGAACAUCAAGGAGCGCUGUAUAUUUUAAGAUCAUCCUCCAAAAGUAUUCAUUUAAGCAUUCACGGUGGAAGACUUCUUGAAACGUCUCUUCUGUGAAACUUCACUUUUCAAUGGCAUAACUUGGAGCUACGUAGUAUCGUAUGAUGAAUGAUAAAAAGUCAGUAUUUGGAAGAGUGAAUGAUCUUUUAAUAAAAGGAGAAAGUAUUAACUGA
Tachyglossus aculeatus (Australian echidna) is the source of this 2816-nucleotide messenger RNA. It is a transcript of the gene SLC19A3, whose product is annotated as solute carrier family 19 member 3. Gene Ontology annotation, molecular function: thiamine transmembrane transporter activity. The transcript is spliced from 6 exons. NCBI's taxonomy places the organism in Eukaryota, Metazoa, Chordata, Mammalia, Monotremata, Tachyglossidae. Gene Ontology annotation, biological process: vitamin transport; transmembrane transport. The record is from RefSeq and is a predicted model, not a curated record. The coding region runs from base 617 to 2116 and encodes 499 amino acids. Gene Ontology annotation, cellular component: plasma membrane.